Molecule: messenger RNA, 1458 nt
Organism: Cavenderia fasciculata
Lineage: Eukaryota; Evosea; Eumycetozoa; Acytosteliales; Cavenderiaceae
Gene: sf3b2
Product: PSP proline-rich domain-containing protein
Exons: 4
Coding region: 1-1458 (485 amino acids)
Biological process (GO): mRNA splicing, via spliceosome
Cellular component (GO): precatalytic spliceosome; U2 snRNP; U2-type spliceosomal complex
Source: RefSeq, a predicted model, not a curated record
AUGACAAAUAUAGAUAAUAAUGGGAUAACGACAACGAAUGGGAGUAGUAGUAAUGGUACUACUACUACUAGUAAUACAAAGAUAGACAAAAAGAAACAAAAAUUACAAAAGAAAAAGGAACAAAAGAAAAGACAGAAACAAAAGAAGUAUCAAGAUAAACAACAACAACAAAAUGGAUCACAUAGUAAUAGUAGUAAUAAUGUUGAAAUAGAUGGUGAUGAGCCACCAGCACCUGUAGACAAUAUGAUGAUUGAAGAAGACCCAGAUUUUGUAAUAGACGAAAGCGAUCCUACCUUUGAAUUGUAUAACAAGUUAUUAAAACAUUUCGAUAAUCCUACUCAUCAAGAUGAUGAUCAAGAUGUACAGUUUACUGAUCAAGAAGAAAAUCAAGAUACUGAUCAACAAGAAAAUGAUGAAGUUGAAGAGGAAGAGGAAGAAGAAGAAGAAGAGGAAGAAGAGGGUAAAGGCAAAUCAAAGAAAUUAUCAAAUCGUGAAAGAAAGAAACAACAAAGAUUAAAUCUUCCCAUUUUAAAACAAUUGGUCGAUAGACCAGAUAUAGUAGAGUUGCAUGAUACCAAUUCACCAAAUCCAGCAUUUUUAAUUAACCUUAAAUCAUGUAGAAACUCUGUUCCGGUACCAAUUCAUUGGAGUCAAAAGAGAAAUCUCAAGAUACCGGGUGUCAACGCACCGAUCCCCGAAGGUGCACAGUAUGGCUUCCAUCCAGGUGGUUGGGGUAACCCACCGAUGGAUCCUAGUAUGUUUGCACAACAACAUCACGACAAGACCGUGCGCGGCAGUCUCAUCAACCAAGAGGAGCGUGAGCGUUGGGGUCAACUCGUACCCGAAGAAGAGUACGAAGACGACGAGGAAGAAGGAGAUGAAGAUGAUGAACAAGAGGGUGAUGACCACGAAGACGGUAUGCCACCCCCUCCCCCACCACUCUCUGCGCAACAAGUGCAAGAUGGUACCAUGUCCAUUCCAUCGGGUGGGUCAGAAACACCCGACGUUGUCGAUAUUAGAAAACAACAAUACAACAACAAUAACAAUGGUGGUGGUAACAUGUUACCACAAUUCCAACAACAAAAGCAACUUUAUCAAGUGGUCGAACAAUCAAGCAGACAGUUGGGUCAAGGUAUCAUGGAAUCAAAUUACAAAUACAAUCUACCAACAAACAUCAAAAUGAAUACUCCCUCUUCUUCCUCUUCUUCUACGGCAUCGGCUAGCGGUGCUAGAAAGGUUGAUCUCAUAAAGGGUCAUAAAUCUGCACCUGUCGAAGUCACAUUUGCACCAAAUGAAGUAGAAGAUGUAGAGUUGGACGAAGAAUUGCUUAAAAAGAAAUAUGAACAAGCUGUUUCAGGAGACAAAUCAUCUCAAAGAAAAGAAGAUUAUGGAGACGAUGAUCAUAAAAAGAGAAAGGCUAAAUCUCAAGAUGACAAACAAAAGAAAUUCAAAUUCUAG